UCUUUCCCCGAUUGCUCUCACCUUCCUUCUUCUCUUCCGGUUUCCUUCUUUUUCCAUGCCAUACCCCAUUUCCAUUCCACAACCAUGAGUUGCAACGGUUGCCGUGUUCUUCGAAAGGGCUGUAGCGAAUCCUGUAUUCUUCGCCCUUGUUUGCAGUGGAUCGACACCGCCGAAGCUCAAGGUCACGCUACUGUCUUCGUUGCUAAGUUCUUUGGCCGCGCCGGACUUAUGUCCUUCAUCUCCGCCGUCCCUGAAUCUCAGCGACCUUCUUUGUUUCAGUCUUUGUUGUUCGAAGCCUGCGGACGCACCGUCAAUCCCGUCAACGGCGCUGUUGGCCUUCUCUGGACUGGAAACUGGCACGUUUGUCAGGCCGCCGUCGACACCGUCUUACGAGGCGGCACGUUACGGCCGAUCAACGAUUUCCUUGCUGGUGGUUCCCCUAAUCUGGCCUCCGACGACACUUCCGAGGCUGAAGUAGGCUGUACCGACAUGUGGAAGAUUCGAGAUUCUUAUCCUAAUUCUCGAUUCUCCAACUCCCGAUCCAGGCUCUCACCGAAACGCAAGCGAUCCGAGGAAUCAUCCACCAAGCACCAACUAAACGACCUAGAUCUCCGCUUGACGCCUACUUUUCCAGCCAAAUCAAUCCUACGCGCCGCUACUCCGUCCAUGAAUUCCGAGGAAUCCGAGACCACAACGUGCUUGGAAAGCGGCUUUGGUGAUCAUCAUCAACAUCACUAUUAUCCCGAAGAAGCUUCCGCUCAGCGAAAGCUUCUGAAUUUGUUCGUCUAAGAACAGAUUUUUCCAACACACGCUUGGCUUGUUACUGUGAAUCAGAGGUUCACAGCUGUAAAGCCAAACCUUAAUUAGGCGAAUUUUUUUAGAAAUUUUGUGGGUUUAAUGUAAGGAAGAAACCCGGAAGUGAAGUGACCGGGAAUAGAUUCUGGCGAGUUUUGUUGAUUGUAAUUGUAAUAUGGAUUCCACCGGUACAGGAUUUCACUCCUGCGUCCAGGGUAAAGAGAGGAGCCAAAGGAGUGAGAAAUGAGCGUCUGUCGGUGGUCCUUUUUGUUGCUUAUUUUCCCAUUUUGUAAUUUAGCUGUGGUGACUGCGUGACUCAAUAAAAUUCAAAUAAUAAUAAAUAAAAAAAAAAUAUAUAAUCCAUUUUGGCAUUUCAA
This is a messenger RNA of Benincasa hispida (wax gourd), 1172 nucleotides long. RefSeq names its product LOB domain-containing protein 37-like. The record is from RefSeq and is a predicted model, not a curated record. Gene Ontology annotation, biological process: regulation of gene expression. Lineage: Eukaryota; Viridiplantae; Streptophyta; Magnoliopsida; Cucurbitales; Cucurbitaceae.